AAUCCAAUGUACUUAUUAUAUACCAACAAUCUGAAAGAGAUCUAGUAGCAUUUAGAGACUUCAAAGUUCAUCGAGAUAAAGUUACUCAUGUAUUAUAUUGGUUAAAAGCAAACAAUUCUUAUUAUUCUGAAAUUGUUAUUAACAAUGAAACUCUUCAAUCUCUACCAGAGGAUGGUUUUAUUAAUG
Messenger RNA from Racocetra fulgida, 186 nucleotides. Lineage: Eukaryota; Fungi; Glomeromycota; Glomeromycetes; Diversisporales; Gigasporaceae. The record is from the annotation of a GenBank genome assembly.